AACUUGGAAAUACACAAGAGAACAAAUGAGAAAGUUUUUCUCGCAUUCGUGCGUUGUGUCACUUAAACCCCGUUGAAAAAACCCUGACUGGCUCUUGGAGGCCGCAACAAAUAGCCGCAACAAUAGCCGCUGCGUUACUGUAAAUCACGUCAGAGGCUUCCAUCGAGGAAAUCGUGUCGUGUGUGUCUACGGCCGUCCUGGAUGAUGAAGUGUCGCGAGUGUGAGUGAAAGUCCUGGAAGAACAAUCUGUAGAGCAAAAGAGUGAGAGAUAGAUAUAACUUACGAGCGAAAUCCUGUGAGAGUUCCACGGUCAAUCGACCUCUCGCCAUGGUGGAAAUCCCACAGCUCUUGAGCUCCUCCACUCCGGAGCUCUACCUCAAGUUGGCCGUCGCGGGAUCGCUCCUAGUGCUGCUGCUACUUCUCUUGAAUCUCCCUUCUUCCAGAGGAGCCAGGAGGAAAUCCUCGUCCAGUUCUAGUAGCUCCGGCUCUAGUUCUUCGAGCUCGCCUCCUCUUCCUCCCGGGCCGAGAGGAUGGCCAAUCAUCGGCAAUCUCCUCGACGUAGGCACCGUCCCCCACGAAGGGAUGAUGAAGCUCACGCGGGCUUACGGCCCUCUCGUCUAUCUCCGCCUCGGCGCCAUCCCCCACGUCGUCUCGGACGAUCCCGCGAUCAUCAAGGAGUUCCUCAAGAUCCAGGACCACAUCUUCGCGUCGCGCCCCGGCAAUGUGAUCCUCGCGGAGCUCCUCACCUAUGGCGGCAAGGACAUCGGCUUCGCUCCCUACGGCGCCCACUGGAGGAACAUGCGCAAGAUUUGCACGCUGGAGCUCUUCUCCGCCAAGAGCGUGGAUAGCUUCCAGCGCCUGCGCAGGAUGGAGAUGAUCCACACCCUGGGGCUCAUACUCGACGCGGCCGUGGAUCGCCGGGCGGUGGACCUCCGCGACGCUUUCAAUGGGCUGACGAGCAACAUGAUGACGCGGAUGCUCCUGGGCAAGCGCUACUUCGGGCCUGGCGAUCCGGGGCCCGAGGUGGGCGCGGAGCUCAAGGCGAUGAUCGCCGAGGGGAUCUUGAUGAUGAACGGCUUCAACAUCUCGGAUUAUCUGCCCUUCCUGCGAUUCUUGGAUCUCCAGGGGCAGGAGCGGCGGAUGAAACAGAUCAUGCGGCACAUUGAUGGCCUCGCCACGGCGCUGCUGCUGGAACUGGCGCCGCGCAUUGGCAAGAAGCCGGAGAGCUUCGUCGAUAUCCUUGUCAAUCUGCGCGGCGAGAAUGGCGAGCCGCAUCUCCCCGAGGAUGUGAUGAAGGCCGUCAUGGUGGAUAUGAUGGCCGCAGGUACGGACACCCCGGGCGUGUCGUGCGAAUGGGCCAUGGCCGAGCUCCUCCGCGACCCGGCCCUCCUGGCCAGGGUCCGAGAAGAGGUUGACCGGGUCGUCUGCGUUGACCGUCUCGUUGACGAGUCCGACCUCGCCCACUUCCGGCUCCUCCGCGCGGUGCUCAAGGAGUCCUUCCGCCUCCACCCGGUGGGCGCGAUCCUCAUCCCCCACCUCGCCAUGGAGGACGCGGUCGUGGCGGGCUACGGGAUCCCCAAGGACACGCGCGUGCUCAUCAACGUCUUCGCGCUCAAUCGCAACGCCCAGGUGUGGGAGAGGCCGCACGAAUUCGAUCCGGAGCGGCACUUGCGAGGGCUGGGCGAGGGCGCCGUGGUGGAAUUCGGCGAUCCCGAGUGCCGGCUCAUCCCAUUCGGAUCCGGGCGCCGGAUGUGCCCGGCGGCGUCGCUGGGGCUCACUAUGGUGCUCCUCGCGCUCGCCAAUCUCGUGCACGCCUUCGAUUGGGAGGUGCCUGCGAAUCUCAGCAUGGAGCGCGCGCCCGGGAAGAUGGUGAAGGCUCAGGCGCUCACCGCGCUCGCUAGGCCCAGGCUGCCACGUCACCUGUACAGUCAGCAGAUCUAGCUGCCAAGUAAUGUAUAUUGCCACGUGUUAUGUCCAGCUGUACUCAUCCGUUUUAAUUUAAAAAGUUCCAUUUUAGGGUU
Selaginella moellendorffii is the source of this 2021-nucleotide messenger RNA. RefSeq names its product cytochrome P450 703A2. The transcript has 2 exons. Gene Ontology annotation, molecular function: iron ion binding; oxidoreductase activity, acting on paired donors, with incorporation or reduction of molecular oxygen; monooxygenase activity. The coding region runs from base 328 to 1941 and encodes 537 amino acids. The record is from RefSeq and is a predicted model, not a curated record. NCBI's taxonomy places the organism in Eukaryota, Viridiplantae, Streptophyta, Lycopodiopsida, Selaginellales, Selaginellaceae.